GAGACUGAGACUGGGGGCCGCUUUCUGGGAUUAUUUCCCACCCCCUCCUCUGAUCAAUAAAGACAGAGGUCUGUUGUAAGCCUUUUCUUUUCUUUAUUUUUUCCUUUUUCUUUUUUCCCCUUUCUGUUCGGUGGGGAGGGAAACCCACCACGUUAUUUCUUCUUUCUAUUUCUCUUUGUCCUUGUCCCCUCUCUUCCGCGAGGAUCAUUACUCGUGGGGAAUACCCGCCCACGUUUCUCAAUCAUGACGGCUGUCGCAACCGCUCCCGUGAUGAGUAACCAUGAUUCCGGGACCGAGCCUCGAACAGAGCACAGCCCAUCCCGCUUUACCGCGGUCAAUGGCAGAGAUUCGGUCACAUCCACCCCCCAUGGAGGACCGACUGCGGUUUCGGGAACGCUCAUGAACCAAGGGGAAAGGGCCGCUGCGGCUGCGCCAGGGCCAGCGGCACCAUUGAGCGACCAUUCGGAACCGUCGCGCGACAGCCUGGGCACUCGAAGGGAUCCCUACGACGACUCACAACGAUCCUCACCAUCGGGGCCUAACAAGCAUAAGCGGAAGCGAUCAGGGUCGGGGGAUCAGGAAGCCCAGCCACCAUCAGAGCCUAGCUAUCAUCACCAUCACCACCAUCACCAUGUCAGUCGCGGCUCGAUCGGCCAUUCAGAGGAACCAUCCCCUCUCCAUGCGAAUGGAGCUGGGCCUGGGUCGGUCUCCUCCGACAUGGAUUCGAUCAACCCGGUCGCUGGCUCGGGCCACCGAUCGGAUACCAAUGAAGCGUCGCAGCCUCCCUCCACGGGUCCUUGGCCCGAUUAUGAUACCCAUUUGAUCAGUCAGGCCCAGCGGGCGCAACAGAUCGACCCCUCGGAUGCACACUUGGCCGAUGCCCUUCAGCGAGAUGCGCAAGGCCAGGAGCACUCCCGAAACGGAAGCACCGACCGUUCCGUUCCGCCAGCCCCCAAUGUGCAGCCAGCCUCGUCCCCGACCUAUGUGUCCGAGCGUGGUGCUGGGGCAGUUCAAGUCGCACCCAAGCGGAAGCGUGUCUUUAGCAACCGCACCAAGACGGGAUGUAUGACUUGUCGCCGCCGGAAGAAGAAAUGUGAUGAGCAACACCCUGCGUGUAAUAAUUGUAUUCGUGGUGGAUUCUUGUGUGAAGGAUACACCUCUCGAAGUACCUGGCAGAAGCCGUCAACAACGAAACCACCUGUUCCAUUACAGUCCAAGGAAGGUUAUGCCGAUAUGAGUGGCCAAUACCUUCCAGAACCCACUGCCCAUCAUGACCGGCCACCCCCAGGGUUGCCCGAUCAUAUGGAUUCGCGGAAAAUGAGACCGUUGGGGGAGGAGAAUGAGCGGGUCGCUCAACCAUAUACUACCAGCCCAUCUAAUAACACAGCUCCUAAUCAUGCGGCAUCCUCAUCCUCGUCAUCAUCAUGGUCAAAACGCACCUGGUCGGGCCCUGGUCAUUCAGCGUACGCGCCGCCGGACCAUUUGGCCAAACCUGAUUAUCGAGAGGUGGCCCCCAUUCACGAGCUUCCUCCACGAGAGUCACAUCCAAAGCCGGACUACCCUAUGGUCCCUCCCAUUCGGGAAUUCUCCCAUGCACCCCCGCCGCCACCACCGCCAAAACCUAACAGUUUACCCCUGUUUCAUGGAACAACCGCAGAGCAGCAGCGUCCCAUGCCUCCGGCACCCGCCCCCGCCCCAGCGCCGACUCCCAUGCCGACGUCCGCGAUGGACACCAGUAGUCCUCAAACACAGGCGCGCAUGGCCCUCAAAAUUGAGCAUCAAUUAUCGGCCCGUGCAAUCAACGUGGAAGAAACCGAGAAGGACAAGAUGAUUCGCGGCGAACUUUAUCGGCCUUUCGAUCUGCAACUGGUGGAGGAGAGGGAUCGAUGCAAGCGCGCUCUUUGGCGAUUCAACAAUGCCUGUAACCCUCACUACGGGUUAAGCUCGAAGGAGCAGAAUCGACUUCUCAAGGAAAUCCUAGUCCCCCCCUUCGGGCUCGGUCGCCAACUCUCCAUCCGGAGUUGCAGUGCCUCAUUCCUCCGGAUUGGAGAAGAUGUGAUGAUACACCAGAAUUGUCUUUUUGUCGACGAUUGCGGCAUCAGCAUCGGCGCGCAUAGCUGGAUCGGCCCAAAUGUCACGUUGCUGAGUUCGAUGGCCCACUCCAGUAUGCAGGAGCGGAAAGGGUCUCAGAGUCGUUAUCAAGGUCGGCCCGUCAUCAUCGAGGAGGACUGUUAUCUAGGCGCGGGCUGUACCAUCUAUCCCGGAGUUCACCUCAACCGGGGUGCCUAUGUUGCGCCUGGCGAGGUGGUGAAGACCGACAUUGUUGCUUAUGGGUUCCAAGGAUACAAACCCAGUUAUAUGUGA
Molecule: messenger RNA, 2364 nt
Organism: Penicillium subrubescens
Lineage: Eukaryota; Fungi; Ascomycota; Eurotiomycetes; Eurotiales; Aspergillaceae
Exons: 3
Coding region: 244-2364 (706 amino acids)
Biological process (GO): regulation of DNA-templated transcription
Molecular function (GO): DNA-binding transcription factor activity, RNA polymerase II-specific; zinc ion binding; acetyltransferase activity
Source: RefSeq, a predicted model, not a curated record